GGGUUAUUGUCUAUGACUGAACUAGCUUCCAGUUACGCACAAUCCAAUAACUAUGUACGAAAAACGGACCAUACUUCGAAGAAGAAAAAGCAAGUUCCUCCCCCCAAAUAUUUGUGUGUUCCCGGUUCAUUAGCACUUUUGGAUAGGAUUUCAAUUAUUGAUAAAUCUAACUCACUAUGCAGUGAAAUCAAAUGUUUAUUUCAAAACAAUGAUAUAGAUAUAGAUGUCAAAAAACUGAAAGCGCUCCAGAGUGGUCCCGACCCUGGCGGCAUCCAGUUAGAAAGUGAAUCUAAAGCCAAAUCUUUGAAAAUUGGAAGAUCUCGUCGUCUAUUAAAGAAAGAUCUGAAACACGAAUGGUUAAAAGUUGCGGAUUGCCGUGUUUUCUGGUCUCAUAUAUUUCUGGGUUCAAAUGAGAUUAUUCGAUGUUUAGAGAGUUCUGUAUGUAAUAAAAGUGAAAAUAGCCAGGAAACUCAAGGAAAGAGGAUAUCAUGCGUUUUCGUUGAUUCCGGUUGGCUGACAUCACAUUAUGGUCACCAUUUGGCUAACUUGUGUACUCUGUUAGAUAUUAGAUUAUUGGCAAUCAAACCGACAGGAUCACUACCUGAGUUAGUUACAACUAAGUUUAAACCUGUAAAAAAGCUGGCAGUUUUGGGGUUUUGCCUAUCUAAUGAGAUUCCAUCAGAUCUCUCUGACAUUUGUAAACAAAUCCAUAUCAAGUUUCCUACACUUGGUGAUAAUACUAGUAGCAUUUCAUAUCCAAUGGACAUUAAAAAACGUGAGACUUCAUAUAAAACGACUAUUAAUUGUUCAAAAGCCUCUUCAUUAGUCGAGAAAAAAGAAAGUUGGGAGGAUGUGGAAAUUAAUUCAAAAUUAUAUGAUUAUAGUUCACCACCCCAUAAAUUUCCUAUCACUGAAUUUCAGUCAUACCUAUCUUCUCUCGCUCUUCAGUCACUUGAAAGUGAAAUUGUUCAUGGUAUGCUUGAUAGUGACGAUCAAUCUAACUUUGAAUACAGUUAUGACUUUUGUGCGUAUAAAUCACCUGUGUUAAAACGGGUCGUCGCUCGAACAGAACGUAAAACUCGAAAACGGAAAACGUUUGCAUCACAAUCUGUUGAGACAAGUAGUUUUGCAUCUUCUGUCAAUUUUCAGCCAAAAACUCCAAUAGAAAAAAAGACAAACAAUGAUACCAGCGAUAAGGUAAAACAAGAGGAGGUCAUACCUGUAGUUCGAUAAAUCCACUUUAUUACUGAAUUUUAUAAACCUAUGUACCCAGUGUGUAAUAAAAUUUCAGUUAUUCUUUUUAA
Molecule: messenger RNA, 1304 nt
Organism: Schistosoma spindalis
Lineage: Eukaryota; Metazoa; Platyhelminthes; Trematoda; Strigeidida; Schistosomatidae
Source: the annotation of a GenBank genome assembly